CCACAACAACAAGUUCAAAUGCGAGGUCUGGGGACGCUCAGCGCGCUGGCAGCGCCGGCCGCGGCGCUGCUCGCCGGCGGGCCCUUCACCACGUCCGGGCGGUGGAUCCUGGCUGCCGACAACAAGACCAACGUCAACCUGGCGGGAAUCAACUGGCCCGGGGCCGGCGAGGCUAUGAUCCCCGAGGGCCUGCAGUACCAGUCGGCCGGGGCCAUCGCGGCCCGCAUUCAAAGGCUCGGCAUGAACGUGGUCCGUCUGACUUAUGCCACCGAGAUGGUCGACCAGAUCUUUGCCAACGGCGGCGCCGACGUCCCCGUGCAAACGUCGCUGAUCGCCGCCCUGGGCCAGCAGAACGGCACGGCCGUCUGGGAAAUGGUCAAGAGGAAUAACCCUCAAUUUGAUGACAGUAUUACGAGAUUACAAGCGUUUGAUACAGUGGCUGCAGAAUUGGCAAAACAGGACAUCUACGUGCUAGUAGACAACCACGUAUCCAAGGCUCAAUGGUGCUGUUCUCCCCUGGACGGCAAUUCUUGGUGGGGAGACACGUACUUUUCGACGGCCAACUGGACGCGUGGGCUCACGUACAUGACUGAGCAUACCAGGGACUGGCCCAAUCUGAUUGGAGUGUCACUGCGGAACGAGCUCCGCCAGCCCCUGACCAACAUCACGCUGUAUCAGCAGGCGUACAACUGGGAGACAUGGUACGCGCGGACGCGCGAGGGCGCCGCGGCAAUCCACAAGGCGAACCCAGACGCGCUCGUGUUCCUCUCGGGGCUCGACUCGGACACGACGCUGCAGCCGGUGGUGGAGGGCAGCAACCUGACGCCCGGCAGGGCCACGUUCAGGCCUGGCGACUACUUUGACGGCGCCGAGAGCAAGCUCGUCCUGGAGCUGCACAGCUACGCCAACAUCAUCAACGAGCGCCUCGCCGGGAACUGCACGGGGCUCAGGGAGUCCCUGCUGCAGGGCGGCUGGAGCGCGAUGAGCACGGCCGCGCCCGGCCGCGCCAACGUCAAGAGCCGGCUGCCAACCCUCAUGACCGAGUUUGGCUGGGGCCAGAACGACCAGGAGUGGAACAGCACCUACGCCAAGUGCAUCCAGGACUUUCUGAGGGAUGACGUCCGCGCCGGCUGGAUGAUCUGGGCCAUCUCGGGGAGCUACUACAUCCGCGAGGGCAAGCAGGACCAUGACGAGCCUUGGGGUAUUCUGAAUCAUGACUGGUCGGAUUGGAGGUCGCCGAAGUACGCCAUGGGCGAGUUGAAGCGUUUGGUCAAUUCCACCUUGUCUACGAACAUGACAGAGGGCUCUGGGUCCAAUCCUGGUGGUGGCGAUGACGGCGCGGGCAAGACGUCGCCAGACAAAAAGAACGCUUCGGCAAGCAUUAGAAACUCGGCAUAUAAUUGUGUUUGGGGCUUGGCUGUUUUGGCCAUCUUCAAUAUGCUGUAA
Molecule: messenger RNA, 1446 nt
Organism: Pyricularia pennisetigena
Lineage: Eukaryota; Fungi; Ascomycota; Sordariomycetes; Magnaporthales; Pyriculariaceae
Exons: 3
Molecular function (GO): hydrolase activity, hydrolyzing O-glycosyl compounds
Source: RefSeq, a predicted model, not a curated record